GGUGACACAUACCACGGCAGAAGACAAAGGAAGAGGAAGUCUGCAUCUUAUCACAUUCAUGAUUCACACACUGCCAGGAACCACCUGAAACACACACACGCCGAGAGCUACAGACCCGUGUAGAACUGAAUCUGCUAACAACGCAGAAGAUCAUUAAAUAAGAAGAAUGAAGAUCAUUUGGACUUUCACUCUGCUGAUGAUUCCUGGUGCCAUGACCUCCAUGAGUGUGACUGGACAUGCAGGAGGUGAAAUCAACAUCACAUGCACAUAUCAAGAAAAAUAUACAGCAAAUGUAAAGUAUUUUUGUAGAGGACAGUGGUCAGACUGUACAGACCGAAUCAGGACUAAGACUAAAAACAAAUGGGUUGAUUCUGGAAGAUUCUCUCUGUUUGAUGACACAAGAGCAACAGUUUUCACUGUGACCUUCAGAAAUCUGAGAGAACAGGAUUCUGACACGUACUGGUGUGCAGUUGAUAUCCCUCUCUCUGAAGAUCCUAACACUGAAGUGAAGCUGAAAAUUAUAUCAGGGAAAAGCACUUAUCCACCACCCUUGGCAUCUUCAUCUUCAUCAUCAUCAUCACCACCAUCAUCAAUCACAACUCCACCUGUUUCACUAAAUUCCCAGCCAUCAACAUCUGAUCUAACACUGAGUUCUCCGUCUAUCAAUGACUCGUCUCUGAUCAUCGGUGUGUCUGUGAUUCUGCUUCUGCUCAUCACUGGACUCGUUUCAUUUAAAGUGGCUCUCUGUAAGAAGCAUCAGGCUCGAGAUAAAGACCCUGAUUCAGACUCUAAAAUGUCUGAACCUGGAACAGAAAACAGUGAAGCGGUUCCUCAAAUGCCUUACAUUUAUGAGGAGAUUAAAGACACCAGGCCUCAAACUGACUGCAAAACUGCCCGAUUACCCACAAACCCCUCUGAUUCUACUAAAACAGUCUAUGCGACUCCUCAAUUACCCACAAACCCCUCUGCUUCUACUAAAACAGUCUAUGCGACUCCUCAAUUACCCACAAACCCCUCUGAUUCCAUUAAAACAGUCUAUGCGACUCCUCAAUUACCCACAAACCCUGCUGAUUCUACUAAAACAGUCUAUGCGACUCCUCAAUUACCCACAAACCCCUCUGAUUCCAUUAAAACAAUCUAUGCGACUCCUCAAUUACCCACAAACCCUGCUGAUUCUACUAAAACAGUCUAUGCGACUCCUCAAUUACCCACAAACCCCCUCUGAUUCCAUUAAAACAGUCUAUGCGACUCCUCAAUUACCCACAAACCCUGCUGAUUCUACUAAAACAGUCUAUGCAACUCCUCAAUUACCCACAAACCCCUCUGAUUCCACUAAAACAGUCUAUGCGACUCCUCAAUUACCCACAAACCCCUCUGAUUCCACUAAAACAGUCUAUGCGACUACUCAAUUACCCACAAACCCCUCUGCUUCUACUAAAACAGUCUAUGCAACUCCUCAAUUACCCACAAACCCCUCUGAUUCCAUUAAAACAGUCUAUGCGACGCCUCAAUUACCCACAAACCCUGCUGAUUCUACUAAAACAGUCUAUGCGACUCAUCAAUUACCCACAAACCCCUCUGAUUCCAUUAAAACAGUCUAUGCGACUCCUCAAUUACCCACAAACCCCUCUGAUUCCAUUAAAACAGUCUAUGCGACUCCUCAAUUACCCACAAACCCCUCUGAUUCCAUUAAAACAGUCUAUGCGACGCCUCAAUUACCCACAAACCCCUCUGAUUCUACUAAAACAGUCUAUGCGACUCAUCAAUUACCCACAAACCCCUCUGAUUC
Cyprinus carpio (common carp) is the source of this 1789-nucleotide messenger RNA. Its product is annotated as CMRF35-like molecule 8. NCBI's taxonomy places the organism in Eukaryota, Metazoa, Chordata, Actinopteri, Cypriniformes, Cyprinidae. The coding region runs from base 167 to 1225 and encodes 352 amino acids. The record is from RefSeq and is a predicted model, not a curated record. The transcript is spliced from 6 exons.